CUACUUCACGAGGGAGCCGUGCUUCCAUUGCUGUUAAAAAGCCGAUAAUUCUUAUUAAGAAUAUGCAUUGAACUAAGAGUGAAGAGUUCUCUCAUAACAGAUCUUUUGUGCUCACAAUAGGAAGCAAAGGGUACACCCCUAACCGCUUACACCGAAUAAAUCGAAUUAUGGAUUUAGCAGUUCUUAGAGUGUUUCUGGAGGUACGCACUACGCCCCUCUUGACUUUUCAGACAUGACGUCAUAGAAUCAACCCUUGUCAGAAUUUUUGAGCGUGACACGCAUAGAAGGUAACGGAGAAACGGUCAUUAAUUUUGUUGCACAAUGUCACAAACUGCUGUAACAUCCACUGGAAUGGAGCGCAGUAUCCAUGAAAUGUUAAAAGAUGCACCUUCUCUUAAUGAAAGUGAGAACGCAGUACACACAGGAACUCCGCCACCACAUGUGCCCAACAACCUCGUUGGAGCCAGUCAGGCAAGACCAGCAACUAUGACCCUACCACUUGGUAGCCCAACAUCUCAAAACUCAGUGAGUAUGUCACCAGGUACUCCCUUGCAAAAUGGAGAUGCACAGACAAUGCGUUCUGCACAAAGUAAAAUUGAGAGUAUCAAAAACUGGAGUAUCUCAACAUAUAAGUGCACUAAACAGCUUAUGUACGAGAAAUUGGGAAAAACAUCACGCACUGUAGACUCUGAACUUGAAGCUCAGAUAGAGCUAUUGCGUGAUACUCAAAGAAAAUAUUGUAACAUUUUACGUCUGUCACGUGCACUGGCAUCUCACUUUCAUCACGUAGUGCAAACACAACAUGCUCUCGGAGAAGCAUUUUCCGAACUGGCUCAGAAAUCACCGGAAUUGCAAGAGGAAUUUCUGUACAAUUCGGAAACGCAGCGAAAUUUGACUAAAAAUGGUGAAACUUUACUAGGAGCCUUGAACUUUUUUGUUUCCUCGGUGAAUACUCUCUGUAACAAAACAAUUGAAGACACCCUGCUUACUGUCCGACAAUACGAAACAGCCAGGAUAGAGUAUGAUGCAUACAGAACUGAUUUAGAAGCGCUGGCGCUAGUUGCAAAAACGGAUGCGAGCAGUGCUGCCAGAAUGGAAGAGGCUCAAUCGAAUUAUGAGCAACACAAACAAAAUUUUGAAAAACUACGAUCUGACGUGUCUAUCAAAUUGAAAUUCCUUGAUGAAAACAGAAUUAAAGUGAUGCAUAAGCAAUUACUUUUAUUCCACAAUGCAGUCUCAGCCUACUUUUCUGGUAAUCAAACAGCUUUGGAAGCAACUCUUAAGCAGUUUAACAUUAAAGUAAAGUCACCAAAUUCAUCCUUGCCUUCCUGGCUCGAACAAUAAAGAAGAAAAUUGAUAUCACCAGGAGAGGAUUUUGGUGCUUAUCAGUCAGUUUAUCAAUUCUAACGAUUUAUCAGCAUCCUACCGACAAGGUACUGUUUCGUGUUGCGAUCGGAUUUCGCAGAGUCUAAAUGAUAUUAAUAGGACAUUGAUAUAUGGGAAAAUGUUCCAGGAGUGUUUGAUUUUAAAAUAACAUUCCCUACUGAAAAACUUGGCCAUGAAUUCCCAAUCUAUGAUAAGAAUAAUUUAAACUCAAAUGUCAACAGGUAUCUGAUAUUAAAAAUGAAGAUUCUAAUUACUAAAUGUACUACAGAUUACCUAACUCGGCCAGCCGGAGUGACCCUUUCAGAAAAAAAAGGGUUGGGCCUCGUUCUGUUUUAAUGCUUUUGCUAGACAUAAAAGUUUGUUCGUUCUCUCAAGGCUCGUUUUAUGCUUGUGUGUUUAAAAAUUGAUGGACAUUUAAACCAGAAAUAGAAGAUAUAAGGAAAUCUUUAGAUUCAUCGUAUAUUUAUAAAUAGCGAUGAAAUUCCAAGAUGCAAAACUAGUCACUCCUCAAUCACGCUUUUGACACUAAUGGUUUUCUGAGGUAUACUUGUACGUUUUCCAGCACAGUUUUCCAUUUAACUUGCAAAGAUGAUGCCAAUUCAUGCAUGUGCAGGUAGCAAUAUUAAUUCCACGUUUACAGGUCUUAUUUACAUUUUAAGUUAUAAGGAGAUGACCCCUUGAAGUGUAACUGAUAUGGCAUCCUUCCCAUAAAUAACUAGUAUACAAAUUAUUACCACGUUGAUCUUGUUUGCUAAGUUGCUGAAUUAAUAUAAAUUCAUUAUAAAUUUUGUUUAGCGUCGAGAUUUCUAUUUGAUAACUUCACAUCCAUCAGAAAAUACUGAAUACUAUUCAAUAUUCUGUACAUACCUUGAGCGUUGAAAUGAUCUCAUUAUUCAUAAAAGGAGAAACCAGUGUAAUUAAUCAUAACGUGUGAUGCAUACCUUAUCUGACGUGGAUGAUAACAAUGACGGUGUUUUACAUAAAGUAUACCCUUUUUUGAGGUAUCGUUCUAGACAUAUGUAUAUCAUCUUUUUAGAUAUUAAAUAACAGAAGUAACAUUCUCUACGAUUUUUGUGUUAUCGUUGUAUUUUAAUUUGAGUUAUUCUAAAUCAGUUAUAGCAGGAACGUUAAAAUAAAUCGAUACACUUUCAUAUUCAGCCUUGUAAAUCGGCAACUUUGCUGAAGAACCUAUGACAAAUAAUUAUGUAAAUGUAGCAUCCUGAUGAUUAAGUUAUUAAACAUAAAUAUAUAUAUAUAUAUUAUAAUGAGGCUUACAGUAUCGUGUGUAUAUUGUGUAUAUACACAUUCUUAUGAAUAAAUGAAGGCUUAUAUAAUGCACCUGUUGCCGAUUUCCAAGUAUAAUGCACAGAAAGACGAAUUUCUAUGUAAAGUAUAUUUCGCAGAGUGACCCUCAACAAUUGCAUUAUAAUUCAAAACAAA
Molecule: messenger RNA, 2826 nt
Organism: Cephus cinctus (wheat stem sawfly)
Lineage: Eukaryota; Metazoa; Arthropoda; Insecta; Hymenoptera; Cephidae
Gene: Arfip
Product: arfaptin-2
Exons: 6
Coding region: 322-1344 (340 amino acids)
Biological process (GO): intracellular protein transport; regulation of Arp2/3 complex-mediated actin nucleation
Cellular component (GO): trans-Golgi network membrane
Molecular function (GO): protein domain specific binding; phospholipid binding
Source: RefSeq, a predicted model, not a curated record